AUGCUAACUGUACAUACGGGUGUAGGUGAUAAGACAGUGCAACCCCGGCCUGCCUCGGCGACGAGCAUUCCCGGCCUUCUCUCACUCUUCCAAAGCGAGUGGGAUGCGCUCGCACUUGAGACCUAUAACCUGCGCACGCACGCUAGUACGGUGCGAAAACAACUCUGCCAGAGCCUCUAUGAGCAUGACGCCGCGACACGGGUGAUCGCGCGGCUGUUAAAGGAGCGCGACCGUGCCCUUCAGCAGGUUGAUGCACUCGAACAGCAGCUGCUCGAGUUCCGCGCCAACUACGAUGCCGGAGCCAUCGAGGUGGGCCUAGAUGAGAACAGCGUUGGCCGCAUUGAGGAACUCGCGAAGGCGCUAAUGGCGGAACGCAAGAAACGUGACCUAAGCACCUUCACACGUGCAGAUGAAAUCGCAAAGUUUCGCCAAAUAGGCGACUACAGGACCCACAGCUCUACCACACCCGGGAUUCUUUCCGUCGCAUUGGACGAGUUCGGCUACGGGUGCGGUCGCAAUGCGUGCUUUACAGGUGGUGCCGACGGCAACGUGGUCUACUUCGACCUGGAAACGGGCAGGACGCUAUCGCGUUUGGUCAGCCACAUGAAGGCUGUGAAUUCCGUGGUCACGCAUCCGUAUUCUAGCAUUGUCGUAUCAGGCUCCGACGACAAGACCGUGCGCAUGUGGCGUGCAGCCGACGACGACGGUCAUGAGUACAAGUGCAUGCACGUGGUGAAGAGUAGCAAGGCACCCGUUGUGAGCGUGUCUUUGCACGCUAGUGGCGAGUAUGUCUUAGCGUGCGCCUCGGAUGGGCUAUGGCACCUUGUCGAGCUGGAAUCCGGUCGGGUGGUUAAGGUCUGUCGUGACCUUCCUUCAGUCUGCUCCACCGUUCGUUUCCAUCCGGAUGGGUUGCUCGCUUCCGGUAGUGGUGUUGAUGGUGCGGUACACCUAUGGGACCUUCGUACGCAGGAGCUAACCAGCAGCUUGAGCGGUGAAUCGGAAUCACGCUUGAGCUCACUUGAUUUCAGCGAAAAUGGAUACCAUUUGGCGACAGUUUCUGAUGACGGGCGGCUGUCUCUGUGGGAUUUGCGCAAAGGUGAAGCUUUCGCUUCCGUGGACUGCAACGUUUCCCCGUCUGUGGUCCGGUUCGACCGCUCUGGUUUCUCGUUGGCCGUCGGCUCCACAAAAGUCGAGCUCUACAGCAUUGUUGACAAAACUAGUGUGGUUUCCUGCGGCACAAUCGAGGGGCACAGCGGAUAUCUCACUGAUAUGGCUUUUGGCAACGACUCAAAUUUCCUGCUGACGACGUGCAAGGACAAAAGCCUGCGUGUCUUCUCCGCGUGA
This is a messenger RNA of Babesia ovata, 1344 nucleotides long. RefSeq names its product pre-mRNA-processing factor. Lineage: Eukaryota; Apicomplexa; Aconoidasida; Piroplasmida; Babesiidae. Gene Ontology annotation, biological process: mRNA splicing, via spliceosome; DNA repair. Gene Ontology annotation, molecular function: ubiquitin protein ligase activity; protein binding. The transcript has a single exon. The record is from RefSeq and is a predicted model, not a curated record. Gene Ontology annotation, cellular component: U2-type catalytic step 1 spliceosome; Prp19 complex; cytoplasm. The coding region runs from base 1 to 1344 and encodes 447 amino acids.